CAACUGCAGCGCGCCAGCGAAGCCAAACGCCAGAUUGGCAUCGUCUCUGCAGUCUUUCUGAUCGUCAACCGGGUUAUCGGCACUGGCAUCUUUGCCACGCCCGGCUCCAUCUUGAAGCUUUCCGGCAGUGUCGGUCUGUCGUUGUUCAUCUGGGUUGCCGGCAUGCUGAUUGCCCUUGCCGGCACAGCUGUCUAUCUCGAGUUCGGCACUGCCAUCCCCAAGAACGGAGGCGAGAAGAACUACCUCGAAUACGUUUUCCGCAAGCCAAAGUUCCUCACCACUGGCCUCUACACUGGCUACGUUGUUCUCCUUGGUUGGGCCAGCGGUAACUCGGUCGUCUUUGGCGAAUACAUUCUCCAUGCUGCCGGCGUCGAAGUCGAUCGGUGGAAUCAGCGCGGCAUCGGGUUGGCUUGCAUCACCACCGCCUUCCUGAUCCACGCCACCAGCGUCAAGUGGGGGAUCCGCCUGCAAAACCUCCUCGGCACCAUCAAGGUCAUCAUCAUCCUCAUCAUCGUCGUUGCAGGCUGGGUCGCUCUCGCCGGCCAUGUCAAGCUUCCCGAAGACGAGAAGCCUCACAACUUCACGGAUGCGUUUGAGGGCACCACUGGAUCUGCCUAUGGUGUUGUGACGGCCCUCUACAAUGUCAUCUGGAGUUACAUCGGCUACAGCAACGCCAACUACGCCCUCUCCGAGACCAAGAACCCAGUCCGCACCCUCAAGAUCGCCGCUCCUCUGGCCAUCGGCGUCAUCUCAGUCCUCUACAUGUUUGUCAACAUUGCCUACUUCGCCGCCGUCCCCAAGGACGAGAUUCUCGCUGCCCAGCGCCUGGUGGCUGCUUCGCUCUUCAGAAAUGUUUUUGGUGGCACUGCCGAGCGCGCCCUUUCCGUCUUUGUUGCCUUGUCUGCCUUUGGCAACGUUCUGUCUGUCAUCUUUUCUCAGGGGCGUCUGGUUCAGGAGCUCGGCCGUGAGGGUAUCCUUCCCUACUCCCGCUUCUGGGCCAGCAACAGACCUUUCAACGCCCCCACCGCGGGUCUGUUUGAGCACUGGGCCGUCUCGGUCAUCAUCAUGCUUGCCCCUCCUCCCGGCGAUGCCUACAACUUCAUUCUCAACCUCAUCUCGUACCCCUUGGCCAUCAUCAACACUUUUGUCGCUCUUGGCCUGAUCUACCUCUACCUCAACCGGAAGGCGUGGAACUGGAACCCUCCCAUCUCGGCCACCCUGCCCGUUGUCAUCUUCUUUUUCCUCAGCAACAUUUACCUUGUCAUUGCGCCAUUUGUACCCCCCGAGGAUGGUCAGAACAUUUACGACGAGUUGCCAUACUGGCUUCACUGUGUUGUCGGUUUUGGCAUCAUUUUCGCUGGUGGGGUGUACUGGGUCAUCUGGGCCAAGAUUUUGCCCAAAAUUGGCGGCUAUGAGCUCGACAGAGUGACGCUGUAUGAUGAAAUCGACGGGUGGGAGCGCAGCGUGUUUGUCAAGAGACCCAUAGACAAAACGCAAUGA
Molecule: messenger RNA, 1500 nt
Organism: Podospora anserina S mat+
Lineage: Eukaryota; Fungi; Ascomycota; Sordariomycetes; Sordariales; Podosporaceae
Exons: 2
Biological process (GO): amino acid transmembrane transport
Cellular component (GO): membrane
Molecular function (GO): L-amino acid transmembrane transporter activity
Source: RefSeq, a predicted model, not a curated record